This is a messenger RNA of Pyricularia grisea, 2404 nucleotides long. RefSeq lists its product as uncharacterized. Bases 271 to 1734 code for a protein of 487 amino acids. The transcript is spliced from 2 exons. Gene Ontology annotation, biological process: lipid metabolic process. Gene Ontology annotation, molecular function: oxidoreductase activity, acting on paired donors, with oxidation of a pair of donors resulting in the reduction of molecular oxygen to two molecules of water. Lineage: Eukaryota; Fungi; Ascomycota; Sordariomycetes; Magnaporthales; Pyriculariaceae. The record is from RefSeq and is a predicted model, not a curated record.
GCUUUAUUUAGUCCCGCCCUUGUUACUCCAACCUAGUGCAAUACAUUUCAUGUUUGGUACUUGACUAUUAUACCAAGACAUUCUGCUCUGCUUGCUGGCAACAGAAAUUCUCUCUCUCUCCUUUACAUUCCCAACCAAUUGGCGACGUUGCAAACGCCAUAUUGUUCCUAGCCUGGAAUAUCAAAACCUUGAAGCUAUUUCCAACUGCCAAGGUUUGCGUUCUCCAUUGGAGUAGCGUUUUACCUAGGAAAUCCUGCAUCCUUUUGCAAGAUGCCCUCAACCAGAUCGACCACAUCGGGCAUUGCCCAAGAGAAGAACCCCAUGAGGCGAACGACCACCUCGACCACUGUCGAAUCGGACGUCUCAGCUCCGGGAACCGCUGUCCAGUCGCCUAUGGACUCGCCCCGCCACUCUGCCUCGUCAACCUCUCUCUCUUCACUUUCUUCGGUUGAUGCGGCGGUCGAGAAGAAAUCUAACGAGUCUGUUGGCAAACUUGUCGACACGUACGGCAACACCUUUGAGAUUCCUGACUUCACCAUCAAGGACAUCCACGAUGCCAUCCCAAAGCACUGCUUCGAACGCUCUGCUAUCCGUAGCUUGAGCUAUGUUGCCCGUGACAUGGUCCUCCUCGCGACCACAUUUUACGUUUUCCACAACUACGUAACGCCAGAGUACAUUCCCUCGAAGCCUGCUCGCGCUGGCCUCUGGGCCAUUUACACGGUGCUCCAGGGUCUCUUUGGCACCGGCCUCUGGGUUCUUGCCCAUGAGUGUGGCCACCAGGCUUUCUCGCCCUCCAAGACCAUCAACAACACUGUCGGCUGGAUUCUCCACUCGUGCCUGCUCGUUCCUUACUUCAGCUGGCAGAUGUCGCACAGCAAGCACCACAAGGCCACUGGCCACAUUGAGCGUGACAUGGUCUUUGUGCCCCGCACCCGCGAGGAGCACGCCAACAGGAUCGGCCGUAUGGUUCACGAGCUGUCCGAGUUGACCGAAGAGACACCCAUCGCCACCCUUCUCCACUUGGUUGGACAGCAGCUGAUCGGCUGGCCUCUGUACAUCGUCACCAACAAGACCGGUCACAAUUACCACGAGCGCCAGCGUGAGGGCCGUGGCAAGGGCAAGAAGAACGGUUUGUUCACUGGUGUCAACCACUUCAACCCCAGCAGCCCUCUGUAUGAGAACAAGGACGCCAGCAAGGUGCUUCUCAGUGACCUGGGCAUCGGUCUUGCUAUCGCUGGCCUCGUGUACCUUUGCCAAACUUUCGGCUUCCAGAACAUGCUGGUGUGGUACUUUAUCCCCUACCUCUGGGUGAACCACUGGCUUGUUGCCAUUACAUUCCUUCAGCACACUGACCCCUCGCUUCCUCACUACACCGCCGAGGAGUGGAACUUCGUCCGAGGUGCCGCCGCCACGAUCGAUCGCGAGUUUGGUUUUGUCGGCCGCCACCUGCUCCAUGGUAUCAUUGAGACCCACGUCCUGCACCACUAUGUCAGCACGAUCCCCUUUUACAACGCCGACGAGGCUACCGAGGCCAUCAAGAAGGUUAUGGGCAAGCACUACCGCAGCGACACUGCCGGCGGCCCGCUUGGCUUCCUUGCCUCACUCUGGAAGAGCAGCCGCAUGUGCCAAUGGGUUGAGCCUAGCGCCGAGGCUGAGGGCAGUGGCAAGGGUGUCCUGUUCUUCCGCAACCACAACAAGAUCGGCACUCCUCCUAUCAAGAUGUCUGCUCAGUGAGCCGACUGACUGAAUGAGAUGCCGGUUUAUGUUAUUUAUUUUGAUCCAUCGAGCUGCUUCGGGGCUCUUCUUUCUGUACCGAAGUUUCUGUAGGAACUUGUUUCGGUAAAGCCGAAAACUUCGGGUAUUAUAUCUUUUUUGUCGUUGGCCAUGCGUUUGGUUGGCGUUAUGAUUAAUGUCGGCGGCAGUCGUAUGCCGCGCCGAGGGCAAGCCAGUCUACCCUGUGGGAAUAUAUUUGCCGUGAUGGGCUAGAUGACUGAUAGAGAUGGUGAACUUUAGAGGAAGCUUGGAGAAUUAAAGGACAAAGGAAGAACAGACUCUUUGUUGUCUAGAAAAUUAGACUAUGCAAUGACCUUUUGGGCAUGCAUAAGGUGCGUCGGGAAGCAAUGGCUGAGGCAAGCUCCGCGACUUAUUAUCAUUAGCAAACUCAUUUUGACAGAAACCUUUUUUUGGUAUCACCCUCAGUGAUAAUUUCUGGGCAUGUUAUAGGGAAAGAGAGCAUCAUCGGUAUGGGUCAAAGGAGCGUCGCGACGUAAAUAGUAUUUCAAAGAGGGGGAGCAAUCCGCCCGCGGUUGAUGGGGAUGAACGAAUCACAGAUGACGCUGUUCCGGGCGAUCCGAACCGGCGAACAUGGAGUCAUGCAUGCUCGAGUGCCCACAUGAACAGUAAG